This is a messenger RNA of Racocetra persica, 430 nucleotides long. The record is from the annotation of a GenBank genome assembly. NCBI's taxonomy places the organism in Eukaryota, Fungi, Glomeromycota, Glomeromycetes, Diversisporales, Gigasporaceae.
AAAACUCCUCUUACGAUGCGCCUUUCAACUUUAUUUUCACGAUGGAGCGUUUUCUUGAGCAGCUUGUCUGGACGUCCCAACUAUCCAUUACCUCCAGAGGUUGGUCGUUUUUCAGGAAAAAAGUGGAGCGAAAUUUCAGUUUACGAGACAAGUGAAUGUGGCGACAGAAACCUAAGAAAAUAUUCAACAAAUGAUCCGCAUAAUGAAAAUGAACCAAAAUGGCUAAAACUGGGUGAUUUUAUUGAAGGUAAUAAUUUGAUAAUGAAGAGUAUGGGUCAACAACAGCAUAUUAUGGAUAUUGGCCUAUUAGAAUCCGCUUUCCAUAGGCCAAACCGGCCAUUUUCCAUUUCUGCGUUUUUACUUCUCAAUGGCUAUGAUUUGGUUGCAGACAAAAUAUCAACUGAGAAUAUUACGUUGGAUGUAGCGAUGG